Beta vulgaris subsp. vulgaris (sugar beet) is the source of this 999-nucleotide messenger RNA. RefSeq lists its product as uncharacterized. The coding region runs from base 1 to 999 and encodes 332 amino acids. The record is from RefSeq and is a predicted model, not a curated record. Lineage: Eukaryota; Viridiplantae; Streptophyta; Magnoliopsida; Caryophyllales; Amaranthaceae. The transcript has 3 exons. Gene Ontology annotation, molecular function: zinc ion binding.
AUGGUCAAUGAAGAUCAUUACCUCAAGUUAGGGAGGUACAUAGAAGCAAUCAAGCAAACAAGCCCAUAUACAGUCUUAGAUUUGGUGGUUGACACAAGUAAGAAGUCAAAUCCACCUACAUUUCAGAGACUUUUCACUUGCUAUGAGGGUUUGGCCAUGGGGUGGAAGGAAGGGUGCAGAAGGAUCAUUUGCAUUGAUGCUGCACUUUUGAAUAUCCAUUCCUUGGUGGUCAUAUCUUGUCUCAUAGGGAGGAUGCCAAUGAGCAGAUGUUCCCAAUUGCUUGAUGCAGUUGAGGGAGAAAAUAAUUCAUCUUGGGUUUGGUUCAUCAUUCACCUCCAGAGUUGCCUUGACUUGGGAGAUGGUACUGGAUCGGCCAUUGUUAGUGAUGAGCAUCUUGCUAUACUACAUGCUGUUGCCACUGUGUUGCCAAUGGUAGAGCACAUGCAUUGUGCUCGCCAAGUCUUUGCACACUGGCAUAAGCAUUUUAGGGGAGAUGACAUGAAGUUAAAAUUCUGGAGCAUAGCUAAAUCUUAUAGCAUGGCUGACUACAAUGACUCUUUGGAUGAAUUAAAGAAAGAAAAUUUUGAUGCUGCAGCUACUUUUAGGGCAUAUAACCCAGCUUGCUUCUGUAGGGCUUUCAUGAGUGAUGAGAUUAGAUCUGAUGCAAUAACUAAUAACAUGGCAGAAACAUUUAAUGGUUAUAUAGUUAAUGCUAGGACCAAACACUUAAUCUACAUGUUGGAGGAUAUUAGGGUUGCCCUAAUGCAAAGGCUAGUGACCAAAGACAAAAAAUGGAGAAGUUUGAUAGUAAACCUUGAGGCUAGAAGAUGUACCUGCAAGAAAUGGGACAAAGUAGGUGUACCUUGUUGCCAUGCUGUGGCCUGUAUUGAGUUCCUUAACAAAGAAGUAGAAUUUUAUGUUGAUGAGUGUUACAGAAAAGAGGUUUACCUGAGAACCUAUGCUGCUGCCAUACCACCUAUUGAGGGUGAAAUACAUUAG